AUGGUGCAGGAGCAGCACCGGGGAGAACAAGAGAAACGGUCUCGGUUCUUCAUAAACGACAACAUUGACAUUCUUCGGGAAAUCCUGAAACGACUCGACGGUCCCUCGCUGGGCGUGGCGGCGUGCGUGUGUCGUCUGUGGUGCAGCCUCACGCGCAACGACGACUCCCUCUGGGAGCACCUCUGCUUCCGCCACGUCUCCACGGCGUCGGUGCGUGCAGUCGUGGUGGCCCUGGGCGGCUACAAGCGCCUUUACAUGGUGUGCGUGCGACCGGUGCUGAGUCGACUCGGAGAGUCCGAGAGAGUGAGAAGGCGAGCGUGGACUCGGCACGAGGUGCAGCUCUCCCUCUCGCUCUUCUGCAUUGACAGCUACGAGAGACUCGGAAAUGGAAGGAUCGCCAGCGACGCGUCCACAUCGUCCCUCAUGUUCCUCUGCAACACCAUCAACGUCUGA
Molecule: messenger RNA, 453 nt
Organism: Sphenostylis stenocarpa
Lineage: Eukaryota; Viridiplantae; Streptophyta; Magnoliopsida; Fabales; Fabaceae
Source: the annotation of a GenBank genome assembly